GGGGGUUGACGGCAAAUUGAGUAUAAAUUGUGCACAAAAAUCGAAAAAGCUUGUUUAUUUAGGUUCUACUUUGUUUCUUCAACCAACUCAACGCGGUUUCGUUACGUACCCCCAGCUUCCAUUUUCCUCUUUUCUUCUCUCUAGUCUGUCCUGAGCUGCAAACAUGGCUGAGUCGGUAGAGCUCCCGAGUCGCCUCGGCAUCCUUCCCUUCCGUAACAAGGUUCUCUUGCCUGGCGCCAUCAUUCGGAUUCGAUGCACUUCACCCAGCAGUGUGAAAUUGGUGGAGCAAGAGCUGUGGCAGCGGGAAGAGAAGGGGUUGAUUGGUAUUCUUCCAGUUCGUGAUGCUGCCGAGACAACAACAGCAAUAGGCCCCGUGCUAUCUCAAGAUGUCGGAAGUGAUUCUGGUGAGAGAAGCUCGAGAGUUCACGUUGGCGCAUCCGAUUCUCACAGGCUUGAUGCCAAGAAUCAGCAGGAAAAUAUGCAUUGGCAUACCAGGGGAGUCGCAGCUCGUGCUUUACAUUUGUCAAGAGGAGUGGAGAAGCCAAGCGGUAGAGUUACAUACAUAGUCGUUCUUGAAGGUUUGUGCAGAUUCAGUGUCCAGGAACUUAGCACCAGAGGAACGUAUUACACUGCACGGAUAUCUCCUCUUGAAAUGACAAAGGCUGAGAUGGAGCAAGUGGGGCAAGAUCCAGAUUUCAUGACAUUGUCUCGUCAAUUUAAAGCAGCUGCCACAGAGUUGAUUUCUAUUCUUGAGCAGAAACAAAAAACAGAAGGAAGGACAAAAGUUCUUUUGGAGACAGUUCCUGUUCACAAAUUGGCUGAUAUCUUUGUUGCCAGCUUUGAGAUAAGUUUUGAAGAGCAACUAUCCAUGUUGGAUUCAGUUGAUCUGAAAGUAAGGCUUUCAAAAGCUAUUGAAUUAGUUGAUAGGCAUUUACAGUCAAUACGUGUGGCAGAGAAGAUUACACAGAAGGUCGAGGGACAGUUAUCAAAAUCACAGAAAGAAUUCCUUUUGCGUCAGCAGAUGAGAGCUAUAAAAGAGGAGCUUGGUGACAAUGAUGAUGAUGAGGAUGACGUGGCUGCCUUGGAGAGAAAGAUGCAAAGUGCAGGAAUGCCUUCAAAUAUCUGGAAGCAUGCACAGAGGGAGCUAAGGCGGCUUAAAAAGAUGCAACCUCAGCAGCCUGGGUAUAAUAGUUCACGUGUUUACUUGGAGCUUCUAGCCGAUCUGCCCUGGCAAAAGGCCAGUGAAGAACAUGAGUUGGAUCUGAAAGCUGCAAAAGAACAUCUUGAUAGCGACCAUUAUGGUUUAGUCAAGGUCAAGCAAAGGAUUAUUGAAUAUCUAGCUGUUCGCAAGCUUAAACCAGAUGCAAGAGGUCCAGUAUUGUGCUUUGUUGGCCCACCAGGUGUUGGGAAAACAUCUUUGGCUUCAUCUAUUGCUGCUGCUUUGGGCAGAAAGUUUAUACGCAUAUCACUUGGUGGUGUUAAGGACGAGGCUGAUAUUAGAGGGCAUAGGAGAACAUACAUUGGUAGCAUGCCUGGGCGUCUGAUUGAUGGCUUAAAGAGAGUAGCAGUUUGUAAUCCGGUCAUGCUGCUGGAUGAGAUUGACAAAACAGGUUCUGAUGUGCGUGGGGAUCCGGCUUCAGCUCUACUGGAGGUUCUUGAUCCAGAACAGAACAAUGCAUUUAAUGAUCACUAUUUGAAUGUUCCAUUUGACCUUUCAAAGGUGGUUUUUGUGGCAACUGCAAAUAGGCUGCAGCCUAUACCUCCACCACUCUUAGACAGGAUGGAAGUCAUUGAGUUGCCUGGAUAUACACCUGAAGAAAAGCUUAAAAUAGCCAUGCGACAUUUAAUUCCCAGAGUUCUGGAGCAGCAUGGGUUGAGUUCUGAGUUACUUCAAAUUCCAGAGGCUAUGGUGAAACAUGUCAUUCAGCGGUACACCAGAGAGGCUGGUGUCAGGAAUCUCGAAAGGAACUUGGCUGCCUUGGCUCGUGCAGCGGCAGUGAGAGUUGCAGAGCAGGAGCAAGCUGUCCCGCUAAGCAAAGAUGUGCACCGGCUUGCUUCACCACUGCUGGAAAACCGGCUUGCUUCGCCACUGCUGGAAAACCGGCUUGCUGAUGGAGGUGAAGUGGAAAUGGAGGUCAUUCCAAUGGCUGUAAAUAAUCAUGAGAUAUCAAGUGCAUUUAGGAUUGCUUCACCCUUGGUUGUGGAUGAGGCUAUGCUGGAAAAAGUACUGGGGCCUCCAAGGUUUGAUGAUAGAGAAGCAGCAGAGAGGGUUGCGACUCCUGGGGUAUCUGUUGGGCUUGUUUGGACUGCGUUUGGUGGAGAGGUCCAGUUUGUAGAGGCUACAGCUACGGUGGGAAAGGGAGAAUUACAUCUCACUGGGCAACUCGGUGAUGUUAUCAAAGAAUCAGCACAAAUAGCACUAACAUGGGUAAGAGCUAGGGCGACCGAUCUUAAAUUAGCAGCUUCUGAAGGAAUCAGUCUCUUGGAGGGCCGGGAUGUUCAUAUACAUUUUCCUGCUGGGGCUGUCCCUAAAGAUGGACCUUCAGCAGGUGUGACUUUGGUAACAGCACUGGUUUCACUAUUCAGUCAGAAAAGAAUGAGAGCAGAUACGGCAAUGACUGGAGAGAUGACUUUAAGGGGUCUUGUCCUACCUGUUGGAGGUGUCAAGGAUAAGAUUUUGGCAGCACACCGUUGUGGUGUCAAGAGAGUUAUCCUGCCAGAGAGAAAUUUGAAAGACUUGGUUGAAGUACCAACUGAAGUUCUUGCCAAUAUGGAGAUACUACUUGCUAAGCAAAUGGAAGAUGUGUUGGAGCAGGCUUUUGAAGAUGGGUGCCCUUGGAGACAACACUCAAAGUUAUGACAGGACCCUCAGGGCAUGUUUAAGGAAACAAAAUCGCUGGUGAUGAAAUUUCUGUGCUAUGGCCACAUCUUUUGGCCCACAAGAUUCCCUCCUGUUCAGCAUGCAGCUGCCUUUGGUAAUUGGGGACCGGAAAAUUAACUCGACUACAUCAGACUCUAGCAGAAGGGAAUUCUAACUUGAUGUGGAGAGACUCAAUGAUCGGUGUUUCUUUCGGGGCUUUGGAUGGAAUUCUUCCAAUGUACUACUAUCUCCUCUCAAAUAAUUAAUCUCUGAUUAUUGUGUGUGAGCAUCUGCCUGCUUUCUAUUUUAACACUGUUUCCCGCUGUAAUCAUAAAUUAAUUGAUUCCUUACUGUGUAUAUAGCUUUUAUUUAAGCAAGAGAGUACUUGCUAUACGAUUCAUUUGUUCCUAUUAAAAGAUUUCAUAUUUCCUCUUCA
This is a messenger RNA of Juglans microcarpa x Juglans regia, 3296 nucleotides long. Its product is annotated as lon protease homolog 2, peroxisomal-like. The coding region runs from base 164 to 2860 and encodes 898 amino acids. Gene Ontology annotation, cellular component: peroxisomal matrix. The record is from RefSeq and is a predicted model, not a curated record. The transcript is spliced from 17 exons. Gene Ontology annotation, molecular function: ATP-dependent peptidase activity; ATP hydrolysis activity; serine-type endopeptidase activity. NCBI's taxonomy places the organism in Eukaryota, Viridiplantae, Streptophyta, Magnoliopsida, Fagales, Juglandaceae. Gene Ontology annotation, biological process: protein quality control for misfolded or incompletely synthesized proteins; protein targeting to peroxisome; protein catabolic process.